CCCGGCGCUGCGAGGCCGGCUCCCAGUUCCUGUGCGUGCCCUUAACCUUGCGGGGCUGCCACUGGUGCCUCCUGGCGCGGCCGGGACCUGCGGAGCGCGCGUGGCCCGGAGGGGAUCAUGUCUCUGGUGGCGGAAGCGUUUGUGACUCAAAUAGCAGCUGCAGAACCUUGGCCUGAAAAUGCUGCAUUGUAUCAGCAACUGAAGGAGGAGCAAAUUUUGCUUUCUGACAAUGCAUCUUCUCUUGCUGUUCAGGUCUUUAACACUUCGGGGUUCUUCCAACUCUCAUGUUCUGGCCUUUUUGCAAAUGUGCAAUCUGCCAGUCCAGGUGGUUUGUAGAGCAAAUGCAGAAUAUAUGUCCCCAUCUGGCAAAGUACCCUUUAUUCGUGUAGGAAAUCAAGUAGUAUCUGAACUUGGCCCCAUAGUCCAGUUUGUAAAAGCCAAGGGCCAUUCACUCAGUGAUGGGUUGGAUGAAGUCCAAAAAGCUGAGAUGAAAGCCUACAUGGAAUUAGUCAAUAAUAUGCUAUUGACAGCAGAGUUGUAUCUUCAGUGGUGUGAUGAUACUACAGUACAGGAGAUUACUCAUCCAAGGUAUGGAUCCCCUUAUCCUUGGCCUCUCAAUCGCAUUUUGGCCUAUCAGAAACAAUGGGAGAUCAGACGUAAGAUGAAAGCUAUUGGAUGGGCUGGCAAGUCACUUGAACAGGUGUUGGAAGAUGUAGAUCAGUGUUGUCAAGCUCUCUCUCAAAGACUGGGAACACAAUCAUAUUUCUUCAAUAAGCAGCCAACUGAGUUAGAUGCAUUGGUAUUUGGACAUCUGUUCACAAUUCUUACUACUCAGCUGACCAGUGAUGAACUCUCUGAAAAAGUGAAAAACUACAGCAACCUCGUGGCCUUUUGCAGGAGAAUAGAGCAACACUAUUUUGAGGAUCAUGAUAAAGACAGCUCUGCAAGUGCUGCAUCCAAAUCCUCAAAGGGUUAUCUACCGAGUUAAAUGCUUCAUUUUGUGGUGGGGAGGCCCAGUUUCUGAAACAAAUUUUGAUUUCAUUGUUUAACAGAUGAUGAUGAUGGCUUUGAAAAUGCAAAAGUGUGUAAUAAAACCUCUUGGAAGCUGCUAAAACAUUCUGGAGCACGGAAAGUUCAAACUGCAUUUUGUGUGUUAUAGAAUUCACUGUAUACAUUUAACAUGAAAUGAUUUUUAAGGUAUUGCCAUUUAAAUGCCAUAUAGGCUAUUAAAUAUUAAACUAAAGUGACCUUGGAACAAUAUUGUAUCUGUAUUAAAAAUAAAAAGAAAUGAAAAACUA
This is a messenger RNA of Caretta caretta (loggerhead turtle), 1298 nucleotides long. It is a transcript of the gene MTX2, whose product is annotated as metaxin 2. Gene Ontology annotation, biological process: mitochondrion organization. Lineage: Eukaryota; Metazoa; Chordata; Testudines; Cheloniidae. The record is from RefSeq and is a predicted model, not a curated record. Gene Ontology annotation, cellular component: cytoplasm; SAM complex.